This is a messenger RNA of Saxophila tyrrhenica, 1425 nucleotides long. RefSeq lists its product as uncharacterized. The record is from RefSeq and is a predicted model, not a curated record. Bases 1 to 1425 code for a protein of 474 amino acids. The transcript is spliced from 3 exons. Gene Ontology annotation, cellular component: cytoplasm; nucleus. Lineage: Eukaryota; Fungi; Ascomycota; Dothideomycetes; Mycosphaerellales; Extremaceae.
AUGACCGACUCACCCGCCUACCGCCUCCCCCUCGAUCCAGCAGAGCAACCCAUCCUCGACCGUCUCCUCAACAUCCGCGACCACCUCUCCAUCCUCAAGCAAGACCGCACCUCCUACGUCAAGUCGCAAGAUGUCACCAAGCACUACGAAGCUGUCAUCGAACAAGUCCAAGCUCUAAAUAGGAUCCGGGUGAACAAGCGCUCUGAGCAGAACCGAGUUGACACCGUGCUGGACGACUGCUUCCAGCUCAUUUCCCUCUUCUUCCUGACGGUCGGUCGCAACUCGGAAGCGCCUGCUGUAUACUCGGCCAUCAGUACCGUCAAGCGCCUGCUGGAUCAUCUGAGAGAAGCUGGCUUCUACUCGUCGAAAGAUCUGGAGAGCGUGGGCCAACACAUCCAGCAAUGGCAGGAGAACGUAGAGAGAGGGAAGGAGAGCCACUCAGAGGAUCUGCUAACGCUACUUGAUGCGCGGAUCGAGGUUUGUAAGAGUACGUUGAAGGAGCUGCAAAAUCACCUGAGCCGGCUGGAUCCGGAGAUGAUGGGUCGGUAUGAGAAGUUGGUGUCGAUACUGCGGAGCCUGUCAGCUUGCAACACCAGAUCAAGAUUCCCGACAAAGGAGGUCAACGAGUUCGAACAGCAGGUCAUCCAGAUACAGGAAGAGAUGAACGCCGACACCAUCGAGUACGAAGGCAAGAGCGCAGAGCAGGCAUAUGCAGACAAGCUGUCGAAGCUGAGCCUUACGGAGGGCGAGAUACAAGACGGUCGGCAAAUUGUGCUGGCGCUGCUAGCACGGUGUACACUGUGGAUUGAUAUCAUCCGCGAGAAACAAGGCAACAUCGAUCCGCGCUUCCAAGACACCUACGACAGACUCAUCAAGAUCCGGAACACCCUCGAACAGAUGAACCUCACCCAAGCCUGGUCCCUCCGCGAAACCGACCUCUAUUCAUACCAGCGCCAACUUGACCGCAUCGAUGAGGCUCGAGUCGACGGCAACUUCCUCGACGUGACCGGUCACCCAGCCGAUCUCCACGCCCAGCGCACGCUGCUGUAUCUGCUGCGCAAGAGCUACGCAUUCAUAUAUCAAUAUAUCAUCUCCUCGGAGCCAGUCUCGGAGGCUUUGCUGCCAAUCUACAACCAGCUGUUGACGCUGAAAAGAUGUUUGCACGAGGUCAAGAGGUCCGGUGGCGUGGACAGCCCGAGGGAGCUGUACCCGUAUAGCAUGAAGCUGAACAGCAUUGAUAACAUGAAGAAGGAUGGCAAGUUCAUGGUCGGCAACGACAUUCCAGAGGGCCAGGCGAGCGUCACAGCGCUACUGGAUGAAUGCUUCGAGAUUGCCUACGACCUGCGGAGCGAGGCAGAUGAGAAGAGCGAGAAGAAGGACGGCGACGUGGCGAAUGGGAUUGGUGUCAAGGCUGUGGAGGCCUGA